AUUUCACUCCAAAACAAAGUUUACUCUUUCUAUCUCUUUACUCUUUUAGCUCCUUUCUCUCCAAAAAAACAAAUCUUUGUCCUAUUUCAACAUACUGUCUUCCUUAAAACCCACAAUAAAAUAAAAAAGAAAAACCCCAAAAAACAAAAAUGUCUUCAGAAAUCGGCGACAGACGUCCGGCGAGACUACCGGCGCCGGUGAACGGAACACGACCAUCGGAACCGGAGAACUUGCCAUGUCCACGUUGUGAUUCUACUAACACGAAGUUUUGUUAUUACAACAACUAUAACCUAUCUCAACCUCGUCAUUUUUGCAAGUCUUGCCGUCGUUAUUGGACACGUGGCGGCACCUUAAGGAAUGUCCCCGUUGGUGGAGGUACACGUAAGAACUCCUCCCAUAAACGCCCACGCACCACCACCGGAGCCGCCGUUCAAGAACACACCAACCCGGGUUUGGGUUCCGGGUCGGGUUCGGUUUCGUUAAUGGGUUGUGAAGUGAACUUGAAUGAAUCAGUUCAGGAAGGUGGCGGAAAUGGUACGGCGUCGUUUACUUCGUUGCUGACAGCUGGUCCAGUGGGAGGUGGGUUUGGGCCAUUAGGUGGAUUUGGGCUUGGGCUAAGUGGGUUUGGGCUUGGAAAUCUUGAUUGGCCCAUGGAGCAAGUAGUAGUAGGCGGCGUCGGAGGUAAUGGCGGCGAUGGUGGUGAAAAUGACAAGUGGCAGCUGAGUGGCGGGGAGGUUGAAGGCGGCGGAGGUGGUGGCGAUGAUGAUUGUUUUGGUUGGCCUGAUCUUGCUAUUUCAGCACCAGGGACGAGUCUUAAAUGAAGUACAAAUAAUAUUAAUAGUAAUAUAUUAUUAUUAUAUAAUAUACUUUAAUAUAUAGUUUUUUCAUGAAAGAAACCGAGAAAAGGAGGUGUUUGUUCUCUUUUGCUUUUUUGUUUUUUUCCUCUUUAUUAAUGGUCUAUGUAUUUUUGCAAGUUUUUGGGGUGCAUGGAUUGGAGUUUUACAGAAAGUGCUAGUAGUAUUAUGUGAAAUUAUUGUUCACAAAGGAAUGGAAAAAGCUUGUUAGGCAAAGCUAUUUUUGCUUGGUGGCAGUUGGGCAAGUGUAUUUUGGUUUUCUUGUAGGUUUUUUUUUUUGGUUGUUGCAGUAAAUCAGUAAAUGUACUUGGGGGUCUUCCUUUUUCUUUUUGACAGAAAUAGGUCCCAACUUUGAUA
Capsicum annuum is the source of this 1211-nucleotide messenger RNA. Its product is annotated as dof zinc finger protein DOF3.4. Lineage: Eukaryota; Viridiplantae; Streptophyta; Magnoliopsida; Solanales; Solanaceae. Gene Ontology annotation, molecular function: DNA binding; DNA-binding transcription factor activity. Bases 150 to 821 code for a protein of 223 amino acids. The record is from RefSeq and is a predicted model, not a curated record. Gene Ontology annotation, biological process: regulation of DNA-templated transcription. The transcript has a single exon.